Silurus meridionalis is the source of this 1200-nucleotide messenger RNA. RefSeq lists its product as uncharacterized. NCBI's taxonomy places the organism in Eukaryota, Metazoa, Chordata, Actinopteri, Siluriformes, Siluridae. The record is from RefSeq and is a predicted model, not a curated record. Gene Ontology annotation, biological process: response to bacterium. The transcript is spliced from 6 exons. Bases 37 to 1014 code for a protein of 325 amino acids.
CUUUUUCUCAAUGUGAGAAUCAUUUCACCUCGGAACAUGACUUUAAACUGGACAUUUCUUUUCUUCUUCAACAUAAUACGAUUACCAGGUUCAAUUCAAAUGAAUAUCAUCAGUCAGCCGAACUCAGUCAUCAAUGCCGCUUCUGGUGAGAACGUGACUCUACACUGCUUUCAAGUGGAUGAAGGAGGCACUGAUCCCAUCCUUUGGUACAAACAAGCAGCAGGACACGAGCCUUGCCUGAUAGUCACAGUUCAUAAAUUUGCUUCAGAUCCAGUUUUUGAAGAUAAUUUCAAGUCACCCAGGAUUACCAUCAAGAAUAUAGAAAAAAGCUGCCAUUUAAAAAUUACGACCGUAGAGCCGUCAGAUGAAGCCAUGUAUUACUGUGGAUUAAAAAGGUUUGCAAUAAGGUUUGGAAAGGGAACUUAUUUAUCAGUAAGAGGUAAACCAGAUUUAGGGGUAUCAGUGUUCCAGAGCAGUGUAUCAGACUCGGUUCCUGCAGGAGCAUCAGUGACUCUGCAGUGUUCGGUUCUCUCUGAGAGCAGAGCAGCAGAACUCCAAGUGCUCUGGUUCAGAGCUGCUCCAUCACAAUCCCAUCCUCAAAUCAUUUACACUCAUCACAACAGCAGCCUUCAGUGUGAGAGCGAAUCUUCUACACACACCUGUGUGUACAACUUGUCCAAGAACAUCUUCAGCCUCAAUGAUACUGGAACUUACUACUGCGCUGUGGCCCUGUGUGGGAAGAUCAUUUUCGGGAACGGGACACGAGUACAGCUGGAAAAAUCAGUGGAUCCUGUAGUGAUCUUCCUCUCUUUAGCUUUGGGAGUGUGUGUGCUUAUUAUCUUUACUCACAUCAUAACCUGUAAAUGGAGGAACUGUGAAUGUGGCAGUGUAAGAUUCCAUCCUGAUUCUCCCAAUAAGGGUCGUUCUACUACCGAUCUCUAUUUCUUACUGCCGAAGAAAAACACAUCUCAGGACAGUGUGUAUUCUGAAGUGGUUUACUCCUCUUUUAAGUAGGAGAUAAUACUAAUGAUUUAUAUUAACUGUGAUAUAUUAGGCAUGCACUCACAAUCUUACACUGUUUCUUAAAUGCAUUCCUUUUUUGUAGCUGUGUGUAAAAUAAUUCAGUGGUUUGAUGCCAAAUAGAGGAAGCACAUUCCCCAAAAAAGUGAAUUAUUAUAUUAUAAAGAUUGUAACAAUCUU